Neltuma alba is the source of this 1630-nucleotide messenger RNA. Its product is annotated as PI-PLC X-box domain-containing protein DDB_G0293730. Gene Ontology annotation, molecular function: phosphoric diester hydrolase activity. The transcript has a single exon. The record is from RefSeq and is a predicted model, not a curated record. Gene Ontology annotation, biological process: lipid metabolic process. The coding region runs from base 393 to 1346 and encodes 317 amino acids. NCBI's taxonomy places the organism in Eukaryota, Viridiplantae, Streptophyta, Magnoliopsida, Fabales, Fabaceae.
ACUGAGUCGUUUAUACACGUUGGUUCGUAAUUAGUUUCCUAUAUCUAUAUUUAACAGAUUAAGUGCAACUAAACAAACCAUUUCUUACAAGCUACUAAUUCAGCGUUUUCCUGUAUCAACUGCAAUCCAUUAUGAUAUUAAUAUAUAUACAGACAAAUAAAGUGAAUUAAACAGAAAAUCAUAACUCAUCAAUCCUAUGUCCACUCACCAAUUCAUCAUUCGUUAUUUGCUUUAAUUUAUUUAUGUUCAUCUGUUGAUACUCUCACCUGGCAAUUCUUCUCCUUCAUCAGCUUCCUACCCGUGGACGCGCAAGAACUAGGAAUUCUCCCUCUUCUUCUUCCUCCUCCUCCUCCUCAUCAUCGCCAUCUUGUUCUUCUCCUUGUACUUUGAACAUGGGUUCUGGAUGUUCCAAACAAAUUAAGCGGAGAAAGGAAAUCCGAACGGAGAAGAAAGUUCUGGCUGAUCUCAAAGUCUCCGGCGAAGACUACCCUGGCGCUGAAUUUCGACCCCAAGAUAGGAAAAACUGGAUGUCUGAGCUUGGCCCAGAGAAAGUUCAUAUCAACAAGAUUGUUUGGCCAGGAACGCACGAUUCUGCGACUAACAAAAUCGGAAUCCCUCUCAUCACUCGUCCCUUCGCUCAAUGCCAAUCCUUGUCAAUCUACCAACAGCUCGUCACGGGGACCCGGGUCCUCGACGUCAGGAUCGAGAAGAACCGACGAGUCUGCCACGGAAUACUCACCACUUACAGCGUCGACGUCGUGAUCAAGGACAUCAAGAAGUUCCUAUCGGAAACCCAAUCGGAGAUCAUAAUCCUGGAGAUCCGAACGGAGUUCGGGCACGAAGACCCGCCCGAUUUCGGCAAGUACUUAGUUGAACAGCUGGGGGAGUUCCUGAUCCACCAGGACGACCACGUGUUUGAGAAGACUAUAGCGGAAGUGUUGCCGAAGAGGAUCAUAUGUGUUUGGAAGCCGAGAAAAUCGGCUCGUCCGGGAGCAGGGAGUCCGCUAUGGAGCGCAGGGUAUUUGAGGGAUAACUGGAUCGAGACUGAUCUGCCAUCGACGAAAUUCGAGAGCAAUCUGAAGCACCUGGGGGAGCAGCCGGCGGCAACGUCGAGGAAGUACUUUUACAGGGUGGAGAAUACGGUGACGCCGGUGGCGGAUAACCCAGUUGUGUGCGUGAAACCAGUGACGGGAAGGAUCCAUGCCUAUAACAGAUUGUUUAUAUCGCAGUGCUAUUCCAAGGGGAUUGGAGACAGGUUGCAGGUAUUUUCUACGGACUUUAUAGAUGAAGAUUUUGUGGAUGCUUGUGUAGGGCUCACCCAUGCAAGGGUUGAAGGCAAAGCCUGAAUCUGCCAUAAAAGAUCCGUUCUUGAUUGGGUCUGGGAUUCCAAUUCCACCUUCCACGUCGCCAUUGUUCUGCAUCGCUCUGUAAUGGCUUUUGUUUGUCAUGUACAUGUCUCCCGUCAUUUGGGUUCUUUGUCAAUUGUAAUGUGAUGCCUAAAGUGAACACGUUACGCUCACUUGUGGCAUGUAAAUUUAUUGAAGUCCGCAACGGGGUCCAGUUCCAGUAAAAAAUGUGUCAUGUAUGUUGUGAACCAUUUUUUAUUUAUUCAAGUUGAUUUCGAAACUUA